GCAGAUAAGGAUCCCGUUUAAACAAGAGUUUGGGUCACGGCGCACAAUAAUCAGCUCCGCCAUUGUGUAGAGAUGUACAAGGACAAGCUCCAUCGAUGGAAACCCGCCGCAAAGAAGCAAGACGACUGAAGAACAGAAACUUGUAAAACUAAAAGUGAAAUGGCUGAUCUUGUUUCAGCACUGCUCUUUUGUUUGUUGGCAAUACCGACCAGUCAGCAUGACGGACAUAGAACUAGAAGUGGAAAUGAUACAGCAUUACCAAAAACUUUUAGGGGAUCAGUCUAUAAAGUGAAUCACACAACGCAGCUCCCAGACCAGCUCCACCCUGACGCAGCCCCUCAACUUUAUGUGGACCUUGACGGCCCGGUGACAGCCUACACCAAGGGGGUCCUCAGCACCUGGGUCAUACCUUCAGCGUACAUCCUGGCUAUGCUCGUUGGUAUCCCUUCCAACGCCUACAUUCUGGCCUUCCUCCGAGUCAAACUCAGAUCCAAGUCUUUGUCCUCAGUAGUUCUUUGCCUGAACCUGGCCUUCUCAGACUUGCUGCUCUUGCUCUCUCUUGCACUGCGUGUUCACUAUCACCUCAACGCAAACAACUGGAUAUUUGGUGAAAUCUCCUGCCGGGUUAUCACAGCUCUGUUUUACGGAAAUGUUUACUGUUCUGCUCAGACUAUAGCGUGCAUCAGUUUGAAGCGCUACCUGGCUGUGGUCAAACCGUUUUUGUACAGAAGGAUGGCUAAAACUACGCUGGCGGUGGGGACGUGUUUGGUGGUCUGGUUUCUGUUUGGAGUUGCCGCUGUUCCCGAGUUGCUCGUCAGACAGAGCUAUUAUAUCACACAGCUGAAGAAAACAAUGUGUCAUGAUGUACUUCCCCUGGAAGAAAACUCCCAUUCCCUGCUGGUGCCUUACAGGCUGAUGCUGUUUUUUCUGGGCUUCCUACUACCCUUCAGCAUUUGCAUGUUUGCCCACACAGCCGUGGUUUACCACCUAAGACAAAGCGCUUCUGACUGGAGACCUUACAUCAGGGCGAGCACUCUGGUUUUCAUCAUCUUCAUGGUGUGUUUCUUGCCCAGUGGCAUCCUGCAUAUAGCUCACUACAUCCACCUGUUUUCCAGUGGGGACGACAGACUGUAUGUAUACUAUAGGUUGGCGGUGUGUCUCUGUUGUUUUCACAGUUGUCUGGAUCCCUUCCUGAGCAUGCUCCUUUCCAAGACGGCAGACUCCGAGCUACAAUUCAUCGGCCUUCACAGGUCACCUCAGAGAUCAACAGUGACUUAAGACUUAAUGUUCACUACACACAAAACUAUUGUUGGAACUCAAUGGAGAAACAU
This is a messenger RNA of Nematolebias whitei (Rio pearlfish), 1331 nucleotides long. It is a transcript of the gene f2rl2, whose product is annotated as coagulation factor II (thrombin) receptor-like 2. The record is from RefSeq and is a predicted model, not a curated record. NCBI's taxonomy places the organism in Eukaryota, Metazoa, Chordata, Actinopteri, Cyprinodontiformes, Rivulidae. The transcript has 2 exons. Bases 160 to 1278 code for a protein of 372 amino acids. Gene Ontology annotation, biological process: positive regulation of Rho protein signal transduction; phospholipase C-activating G protein-coupled receptor signaling pathway; blood coagulation. Gene Ontology annotation, cellular component: membrane. Gene Ontology annotation, molecular function: thrombin-activated receptor activity.